AUGGAGGGCUUCGACACCAUGGCGAUGCCCUACCUGGCUUCCCCUCUGUCUUUAGGGAAUAUCCAAGGCUCAGAUUACCUCAAUGCCUUGCCAGGCAUGGACCUUCCCGACCAGCGCUCCAACUUUGACUCCGAUACAUUCGUUAGCGGAGAUGAUCUGACGUUUACCCAUCAUACGUUACCCGCGGAAACCCUCAAGCGGUUCUCUUCCGGUUAUGAAGACCCGUUCCCGGAUAUGGUGUCUCCCUUUGAAGCCGCCCCUCCAGCUGAGCCGCCUGCCGACUCGUCCAUCGACCAUAACAAUAAGCUACUGAGUUUUUCCAUGCCGGUAUAUCCGUGGAAUCUACUAGACUAUUCUUUUCGGCGCACCUCAAUAUCGAUAUCAGCUCAGCUACACGGCAUGUUUUUUCUCGCCGAGUCACCGUGGACGACGUCUCCAACGGAGAAUGCUCCGCCUCAGCAGGGGGCGGAAUUGACCUGCUACCGGCGAAACCUAUUUCAAAUCACUGGCUCUGUGACCCUUCCUCGGGCCCUACGUUACCUCAUCACAGAGAACGGCGAUCGGAUACCCAUUGUCGCACAGGAACUGACAGUGUCCGCCACCGAGUCUGUCGAGGGCAACUCGGUCAAGAUAAUCUCUGUGCCAUGGAAGACCCCCGCUGUAAAUGACGCUGCCAAAGAUGCAAACAGCAGUAGCAAUACUGCCGCCAAGAUCGAGAAGGAACCCCCAGCUAUCCCACUAGACAUGUUGACUGGCCAGGAUCUUGAUGCCGAUUACGCCACUUUCCCAAUCGCUUGGAAGCGCCUUCAAUUCCGCGUCGCGACUGCCAACAACGGGCGCAGAAAGGAGCUUCAACAGCAUUUUGUCGUUCGACUCAGGGUUAUAGCAACCUUGUCCACGGGUAUGAAAGCUCCGAUUUGCGAGGUCCACUCGGGGCCGGUCAUCGUCCGCGGUCGCAGCCCCCGCAAUUUCCAGUCUAGGAAGGAUCUACCCUUGAGUGGUAGUGCCGCCGCUUCCAGGAAGAAUGCGCAAGCGGCUGCAGGUAGUCAAAACUCGAAUAGUCUGACCGACAGAGCGAAGGCCGCCGGGAAAAGCAGCUCCCCGGAGACUUCGGCGUCGCAGCCGAACGUGGCUCCUUCGCAACAGGCUUCCCCGGACUGGUCGCAGAUUACUCCUGCAGCAGGUGCCACAAUUCCUCCUACGACGCUGCCACACCCAUCAAUAUACUCGCAGUCCAGCCCAGAAUUCUCGCGACCAGUAGAGACGCAUCGACGGACGACCAGCGCCAUCGCGGCUCCUAUUAACUUAUCUCUUCUUGACGACGACCCUCUUAGUCUACUGAAUGGCGAAGGCCGUCCUCACACAUCAUUUGAGUCAAAGUCUCUGAGUAUAGAUUCAGGGAGACCAGCCAAGAUGCGCAAGGUCUCACACUCUAUACCUCAUACACAGUCGAGAAGCACGUCCGCCACAGUACCCAUGGUAAACACAACAAACUUUCAGCAGCACCUUGCCUCCGGCCUGCCUUUUGUGAGCGAAAGUGCCGAUGUCCUAUAUGAAUAUUUCCCCUUGGGCUUGGAGGACUGGCAAGGGCCUGUCGAUGCGGUGUAUCGCCCACACGUGGUACACCACACAACUAUGCCCCAAAUGAAGUACGUUACGGCACGAGGCCAGAGCAAACGAUAUUUUGCUGCAGAGGACGUUUUUUGA
Messenger RNA from Aspergillus mulundensis, 1707 nucleotides. RefSeq lists its product as uncharacterized. The record is from RefSeq and is a predicted model, not a curated record. Lineage: Eukaryota; Fungi; Ascomycota; Eurotiomycetes; Eurotiales; Aspergillaceae. Gene Ontology annotation, biological process: positive regulation of transcription by RNA polymerase II; meiotic cell cycle. Gene Ontology annotation, molecular function: DNA binding; DNA-binding transcription factor activity. The transcript has 2 exons. The coding region runs from base 1 to 1707 and encodes 568 amino acids. Gene Ontology annotation, cellular component: nuclear chromosome.